Molecule: messenger RNA, 462 nt
Organism: Chelmon rostratus (copperband butterflyfish)
Lineage: Eukaryota; Metazoa; Chordata; Actinopteri; Chaetodontiformes; Chaetodontidae
Product: chemokine-like protein TAFA-2
Exons: 3
Coding region: 1-462 (153 amino acids)
Molecular function (GO): receptor ligand activity
Source: RefSeq, a predicted model, not a curated record
AUGAAGCUGAACAUAUUACACUGGAGCCUCCUGCUUCUUUGUAUAGUAGCCUUCUGCAGCCAGCCAGUGUCCACUGGCAACCAAAGCUCCCGAGGACAGACAGGGUCAAAGCAGGAGAGGACAGGGACUUGUGAAGUGGUUGCUGCUCAUCGUUGCUGCAAUAAGAACAAGAUUGAAGAACGCUCUCAAACAGUAAAGUGCUCCUGCUUCCCAGGACAGGUGGCGGGGACAACAAGGGCUCGGCCCUCUUGUGUUGAAGCCUCUAUUGUGCGUCAGAAGUGGUGGUGUAAAAUGGAGCCGUGUCUUGAGGGGGAGGAGUGCCGAGUUCUCCCUGACCUCACUGGCUGGUCAUGCAUCUCUGGAAACAAAGUUAAGACCACAAAGGUGAGGAGAGGGCCUGCAUUAGAGUCACAACGGCACCUUCGCUGGACUAAAGACAUAACACAAAAUGGCUUUAGUUAA